UAUGAACAAGACCAAAAGAAGAAAUGUUAAUAAUAAUUCACAUAUGUGAGACCCCACUAGAGAUCAAAUUGGUUGCCAGAAAGGCUUCACAAAAAUGGCUCCGCGAUUGCCGUUUUUGUCAGCAAUUACCAAAUAUAAAUCACCCAUUUUGUGCUAUGUUUUUCUCUCACGCAUUUUCACAAACACCUUCUGGGGAGGAAAUACAAACAAGUUAUGCCAUGGCCAGGCCUCAAAAGCGCUACCGCGGUGUAAGACAAAGGCAUUGGGGUUCUUGGGUUUCCGAAAUUCGCCAUCCUUUAUUGAAAACAAGAAUUUGGCUGGGGACAUUUGAAACGGCGGAGGAUGCAGCGAGAGCUUAUGAUGAAGCUGCAAGAUUAAUGUGUGGCCCAAAAGCAAGAACGAAUUUUCCAUACAGUUCAAGUGCAAUUCAAUCAUCAAAUUCUAGGAUUUUAUCGUCUAAUUUGACUGCGAAAUUGCAUAGGUGUUAUAUGGCUUCUUUGCAGAUUAGUAACCAAGGUUCAGGGGAGUUUAAAAGGGACAUUACCUCGGCGUUUCCGGCACCGGCGUCGACGAGUUCGGUGGUGGAGGAUAUUAAACCGGCGGCGGAAGAAGGGCCGUGUGCGGCGGAUUGGAUGGUGAGAAGUGUGAAAAUGGAGAGUGAAUUUGGGGAACUGAAAUUGUUGGAAGAUGAUCAUAUUGAGCAAAUGAUUGAGGAGCUUCGUUAUUAUGGAUCCAUGGAGUUUUGUUUGUGAUCCAAUUGAGAUUUAUAAAAUGUAAAUUAAAGGUUAUCGAAGCUAUUAUCCAACAAUUUUGUCACAAAAUGUUUAGAUGAAUGAUUCAAAACCGAGGACCGAAUGUUCAAUGAUCUCUUU
This is a messenger RNA of Cucumis melo (muskmelon), 872 nucleotides long. Its product is annotated as ethylene-responsive transcription factor ERF003-like. The coding region runs from base 24 to 752 and encodes 242 amino acids. Lineage: Eukaryota; Viridiplantae; Streptophyta; Magnoliopsida; Cucurbitales; Cucurbitaceae. The record is from RefSeq and is a predicted model, not a curated record. Gene Ontology annotation, biological process: regulation of DNA-templated transcription. The transcript has 2 exons. Gene Ontology annotation, molecular function: DNA binding; DNA-binding transcription factor activity.